Molecule: messenger RNA, 96 nt
Organism: Podospora anserina S mat+
Lineage: Eukaryota; Fungi; Ascomycota; Sordariomycetes; Sordariales; Podosporaceae
Exons: 2
Coding region: 1-96 (31 amino acids)
Source: RefSeq, a predicted model, not a curated record
AUGAUGAGCAAGUUCUUCCAGCGUGGUGUUCGGACCACUCAUUGUGUUCUAUUCCGACACCACCACGGCUGUUCCCGUGCGAGCUCUCCACUGUAA